GGUAUACAACCUGUAGAAAUGAUGAUACUACUCUACAUGAUUUCACCCUGACUUCAUUAGAUGGAACCCAGAAUAUAUCCCUAUCUACAUAUCAGGGGAAGGCUGUUCUGAUGGUAAAUGUAGCGACCUACUGAGGUAUGGCUAGGCAGUAUCCGGACUUUAAUGCACUAAAAGAGUCCUUCAACGGCCUAGUUGAUGUUAUUGGUAUUCCAUGUACUCAGUUUCUAAAUCAAGAGCCCGGUACUCCUGAGGAGAUCAUGAAUGCUCUUGAACAUGUUCGACCUGGAAAUGGUUUUAUGCCAAAUUUUCAGCUCUUCCAGAAGUCGGAGAUCAACGGGAUUAAUAGAAUCCCUCUGUAUCAAUGGGCUUUGGGUCUGUGUGAUACUCCAGAUAUGGCAUUUAGUGAUAAAUCCUAUCUUCUCUACGGUCCUCUCAACUCCAAUGAUAUCAGAUGGAACUUCGAGAAGAUUUUGUUUGACAAGAAUGGAAACCCUGUGAAACGUUACACCCCGUCAACUGAGGUUGUGGAGAUUAUCCCAGACAUAGAGGAACUUCUUGGAGAGAAGGCAAACUGGAUUUUUUAAACAGGAUCUAAGGAUGAGUUUUGAAUGAUGCAUCUGCUGGCAAUAUGAAGAACUGUCUCUAAGCUCUAUGGCGAGAUGGUUCUGAUGAGUUAAAGAGGAGAGGAGGACUGUGCAUUGAACUCUGCUUCUCUAAGACUUGCUUCUGCAUGUGCAUUUAUAAUCAAUAUUUUUCUAGAUUUAAUAAAUAAUGAUAAACAAAAAUUUAA
Molecule: messenger RNA, 790 nt
Organism: Eurytemora carolleeae
Lineage: Eukaryota; Metazoa; Arthropoda; Copepoda; Calanoida; Temoridae
Product: glutathione peroxidase 1
Exons: 6
Coding region: 138-584 (148 amino acids)
Biological process (GO): response to oxidative stress
Molecular function (GO): glutathione peroxidase activity
Source: RefSeq, a predicted model, not a curated record